CACAACCAACAACAGAUCAAACAGUAAUUAACAAACAGAUAUUCAUACUAAAAUAGAGCUAAAAGUAGGAUAAGACUAAGUUUAGUAAUAAGAACAAAAUUAAGAAAGGACUCAUUUACUUUACAAUAGUUCUGAAUUCUGACAGAUAUAAUAUCUGUCCAUUUAGAUUUCUUUUGCAGACUAUUACAAGUGGCUGCUGGAGCAGAAAACAUAAAGGAUUUCUUUCCCAUCUCAGUCUAUAUAUCAAGGGCAUGCAGUGGAUAUACAGUAUGUCAUGUGAUCUGAGAUAAUGAUUGCAAGAUGUGAAUGAAAUUUGCAGAGAUUUGCACAGAAUGGCGUUAUAGAUAGAAAUAUACCAAUGACUCAGUCAAUGUUUUAUAGAAGUGUAAAAUAUUCAAUCAGCCCAAUUUUGAAACGAUCUUAUGACUUUAAACUUCCUGAAGGAAAGUUCCACCCAAAGCUAAAAAAAAUGUCGCUCCGCAGUUGCUGAAACCCCCAGAUGUUUGCACCAUCAGGCAGGAUGGAUGCUAAUAGGCAGUUCAUUAGAGUUUGUGCAGAAAAUGACUAUACAAUAAGCUCCUCUUUCUCAUACUGGAGUGCUCCCCAGCUAAAUGGUUGGACUUCUAGGUCCAAAAUAACAAAUUGCUUACAUAAACAUAUUUCAUGCUUUUCUCCACUCACAAAGCCCUCUAAUCACAAAGCAAAGGGACAGAAGGUCUGCUUAGUCAGAACUAAAAGGACCCAGAAAUCAUUAAUGUCUAAAGGAGUUGGAUUGGUGAUUUAACCAAAUUUAUCAAGGUUUCCUGCAAAGUCACCUGCUGCCAUCAUGUGGUCUUUGUUGUCUUUAACAUCGUUGUGAUGUAGUUGUUUAACAUCUCUCAAGUUUUUAUUUAUUUACUUAUUUUGGGAGGUUUCUUAUGCACUGACUUAAUGUCUCUUUGACCUCCCAUGCUCCCUGGCUGACCGAGGAUUAUGGCAAGGUUCAGAGCGGGGGCAUCUCGAAGCAGCCUGCGGGCCCGUCUGCUGAUCCUCCUCAGCGGUGGUUUGGGAUUUGUGGAAUGGGAACGCAGAGUUCCUGGACAGGAUGUGGAGUCACUGUUGUAGUGCACGGCCUCACACUGACAGAGGAGCUGGCUUGCGGCUGCACGAGUCCGCAUCUGGAGAAGAUAGGAAGCCCAUUUUGGCAUCUGGAUAACUGGCUGUCUCUGUUUGCCUCCCGGUUUAAGGGCGAGUAGAUCUAACCCAGACUCAGGUGAUGACUCACCUCUGGAUUCUCCUCUCAGCCCUGCUGCUGGUUUUGACUGUGGCCGAACCUCUGAACAGCCUGGAGGAAAAUGAGAAUCAGGUGACCGAGAAUGCCAUCGGGAAUCUCAGUGAAUCUACACUGAACCACACACCUACCACAUCAGCUCCCUUGACUACCACAGUUUCCCUGAGCUCCAGUCCUGCUCCUCGGUGUCCAGGUGACCAUGGGAUACUGGAGAACAGCACAGGCUGUGGCUGUCCAUCUGGCAUGGUGAAGGAUGGUGACAACUGUACCUGCCCCGUGGGCUUUAGUCUGGAGGGAGCUGCAGGGUGCAAAGAUGUUGAUGAGUGUGAAGGAGAGGGGCCAGGACGAUGUGGUCUCCAUGCCAGCUGCAGUAAUACCCCCGGCUCUUACUUGUGUAGCUGUCUCCGUGGUUACCUGAUGGGUGCUGGAGGGUGCCAGGAUUUAGAUGAGUGUGCUCUGGCUGCAGUGACGGGCCUGCAGGCCUGUCAGGGUGAUGCUGAAUGCAGAAACACCCCUGGCUCCUUCACCUGCUCGUGUCCUUUGGGAUAUGUAAUGGCUCUAAAUGGACAAAGCUGUGUAGAUGUGGAUGAGUGCAGCUUUGAGGAGCAGUGUCGCCGUGAGCUGGGAAACGUGUGUGUGAACACUCCUGGAAGCUUUGUGUGCCAGUGCCAGCCAGGCUUCAGAGCAGAGGCCCUCGCCUGUGUUGGUCCUGUGUGUCCAGACUACACCGUAUGUCAAGAUGUGGAUGAAUGUGCGGAGAGUCCUGCGGUGUGUGAUGGUCAGGGUGUGUGUGAGAACACGCUUGGGAGCUACAAGUGUAUUUGUCGACCAGGUUACCGGGGAAACGGCACACACUGCGAAGAUGAGAAUGAGUGUGCUUCAGGUGGUCACGGGUGUGACACCAACGCUCGUUGUGGCAACAUCAUUGGCUCUUAUUUCUGCCAGUGCUACCAGGGCUUCAAUGGAGAUGGACACUCUUGUUUUGACAUUGAUGAGUGUGCUGUGAACAAAGGCCACUGUGAACACAACUGCUCCAAUGAACUGGGAGGGUACAGCUGCCAGUGUGCCUCAGGCUAUCAGCUGGACAAAGAUGGACACAACUGCACAGAUGUGGAUGAGUGUUUGGCACUGAAUGGGACCUGUGAGCACAUUUGCGUGAACACUCAGGGAUCUUUCCGGUGCUCCUGCAGGCCCGGCUACCAGCUGCACAUUGAUGUCCACACCUGUGUUGACAUUGAUGAAUGUAAACUCCAGAAUGGUGGCUGCUCUCACACCUGCAGCAACUCUCCAGGAGGACACACUUGCCACUGCCCUCCUCCUCUGCUGCUCGACACAGACAACCUCAGCUGCAGCAAUGUUACAUCUUGCAAGCUGAGAAAUGGUGGGUGCGAUCACAUAUGUACUGUGAGGGCUGAGGGCCAGGUCCAGUGUAGCUGUCGAGCAGGCUGGAAGUUGGACAAGGACCUGAGGAGCUGCGUGGAUGUGAAUGAGUGCGGGGACUUCACAAACGGAGGCUGUGAGCAGCUCUGCGUGAACCAUCCUGGUGGGUUUAAGUGCACCUGUGGGGAAGGUUAUAAAGUACGAACCGAUGACCUCACCAAGUGCCAGCCUGUGUGUGAUCCUCCUUGUCAGAACUAUGGACUAUGUGUGGCCCCAAACAGCUGUGACUGCCCUCCAGGCUAUCCUGGACUAGGCUGCUCAGCCAUGUGCUCCCCGCCCUGUGCUCACGGAGGUAGCUGUAUGCGCUGGAACAAGUGUCUGUGUCCUCCUGGCUGGACCGGAGCGGGCUGUCACACAGCGGUGUGUGAGUUGCCCUGUGCUAACGGUGGUCGCUGUGUAGGGCCUGAUACCUGCCAGUGCCCCUCUGACUACACAGGUCCCCAAUGCCUCUUGCCCCUGUGCACUCCUGCCUGUCAACACGGGGGAAGAUGUGCGGAUGUCAACAAAUGCACAUGUGUUGGUGGAUGGCAAGGGGCUCGUUGCCAGAUAGAGCCUGUUCAGUGUUACAUACCUUGCAAGAGUGGUGGAGUGUGUGUGGGCCUCAACAGGUGCCGCUGUGCCAAAGGAUUUACUGGAAGUCUUUGUGAAACGGCGGUCACCACCCCCUGUGUACCGCCCUGCCAACACGGGGCUGCCUGCGGUCCUCACAACACCUGUAUCUGUCCAGAGGGCACUGCAGGCCUGCGCUGUGAGAGACUGACGUGCCCUGUGGUCACCACGGUGGUCAGUAUGGCUCGAGCCGUAAGGAAGGCAUUCAGGGAGAGUUAUGUGGACCGUUGUGGAGCCCUGGGAGUUCAACUUUGCACUAAAUACAGGAUGAACCAGGCACGUGUGUACCUGCAGGCCUACAGGGUGGGCUACAAAAUCCAGUGUCCAGAGAAGAAGGGCAGAUGAGUUCCUUUUACGAAGCAACACAUAGGAACUGUAAUGUGACGAGCUAUAAACCUCAAAAUUUAAUGUAACUCAGUGAGUGUUGUGGCUUCUCCGAGGGCAGUUUCACCCUUAAAUCAAGCCUCUCUGUUGAAAUAGAUAUAAAGGGGACAUGACUGUAUUAUAAAGGCUGUUUAUUUGAUCAGUGAUGUAUGUUGACAAUUAUCUUUAAAUCAGUUUGUUUUAUAUACAAUCAUAUUUUACAUUCCACAAGAAAUAUUCCUCAGCAUAUGAAAUGUACAAUGGUUUCAUUAUUUUUCAUGUUUGCAUGUGGCAGCUAAAGUUUAUUAAAUGUUACAUUUUUUUUGUCUUGGUGUCAAUA
Molecule: messenger RNA, 4022 nt
Organism: Micropterus salmoides (largemouth bass)
Lineage: Eukaryota; Metazoa; Chordata; Actinopteri; Centrarchiformes; Centrarchidae
Product: fibrillin-2
Exons: 23
Coding region: 1256-3664 (802 amino acids)
Molecular function (GO): calcium ion binding
Source: RefSeq, a predicted model, not a curated record